AUCGCGGAUUUACGGAAUUAUUUAAUUUUAAAUGUAAUUGAACAAAUACCAGCGGGCCGCCAGCGGGUCAGUUGCUGGUAACAAUUUGCAGAACGAUUCCACGGUGAUCGUUGCAUCGUCGUCAAUUAGUGAAAUCAGUAAGCAAGCUUUUAAAAUAAAGGAAAACCUCCUACUCCGCUAUACAUAUAAUUACUUUCAUUAUUUAGCUACUUUUCCGGCAGCCGCAACAAACGCUGGCCCAAGCCUGCAAAUUGUUGCCAGCAACUGACCCGUUGGCUGCCCACUAGCAUUUGUUCAACUACUCAAAAAUGCACUUUGUAAACAAACCUUUUGGGUGUUGGCCACAUCAAGCGGCUCAUCUGGAUGAAAUGAAAAGGCUGUUAGAUGUAAUGCAGCAACGUGCUCCCGAUGUUGAACAUCAGUUCAAAGAAAAGUCAAAUGAGUUGGAAAUGGCGCAGCUUAUCAUACGCCAGUUGUCGGAUAAGGCCAAUGUAAACCAAGGCCGCAAUCGGAUAGAGACCUCGACGCAGACGCAAUUUAUGUACGAGCAACAUAUUAGAAACUUACAAGUAAGUUAGAAGUAGAAGUGCAUUUGAAGACGUUUACAUUAUUAUGUUUACGCAUUUCUUACAGGCUAUGGUGCAACAAUUGACGUAUGAAAGGAAUUUAUGAUGGUCACAAAUAUAUUGGCAAAAACAUAGUAAGUGCAUAUGCAAGUUGGAAAAAUUGACAAUGCUGGCUAAAAAUAAGAGUCUUUUUAAUGAUCGACCGCAAUAGAUUCAAGAAUUGACUUACAUCAUGGUGUAUGCGUUACAAUCUAAAUUAGCCAGCAUGAGCACCGACUUCAAACAGAUACUAGAAGUGCGUAUAAAAAAUCUCAACCAACAAAAAGCGCGUCGGGAUCAAUUCGGGCAGUCGCCAAUUGCUGCUAGCACUGUUCGCUCGAGUACAGCGAAACAGGGCUCCUUGCUGUUAAGCGAAGAGAAUACGGCCGUAAGCAUUGACAUGGCCGCAAGUGAUACAACACCAUUGCUGGGUGCAGUCGGAGGUUGUGGAAUACAGACGCAGCAGCAGAUUGCAUUAUAUGAUGACUCCGAUAGUUACGUGCAACAGCGGGCUGAGACUAUGCAGAACAUUGAAUCGACUAUUGUCGAGCUAGGCGGUAUAUUUCAACAAUCAGCACAUAUGGUUAAGGAGCAAGAGGAGACUGUGGAGCGUAUCGAUACAAACAUACAAAUAUUGAAGUACUUCCAAACUGAUGAUAAAAAUCUUCGCAGUACUGAUAUUCAUUUUUCAUAUUCUUCGUAGUUUUCCUUAUAUAAUAACGAAUAUGUUUGUGACACGGCAAGAUUUUAACAAGUUCAGAUGCGCGGUCUUAAAGUUGUGGGUUUUUAAAUACAUAAAUAUAUAAUAUCCUAUUCAUAUACAUACAUAUAAAAAACACUAAUGUAAUAAUGAAAUUAAGUCUUAUAUGCCACGUGAAACACGAUAGCUUUUAGAAGCAGUCACGUAGGAUUAGACACUAAUUCUGCCAAUAAUAAAAUUACUUCACUUAGUUUCACUUUUUUUCAAAAUUUUCUAUAAAAAGUAGAGAUGAUCCUGUAUAAUAAAACGAGAACCGAUUUAUGUAAUCAUAAAUAUAUAAAGAAAAGUUUAAAACUAAAUAAAAUAGAAAUUGUUAUUGGCAAUAAGUACAUGUGCUUG
Messenger RNA from Rhagoletis zephyria (snowberry fruit fly), 1704 nucleotides. Its product is annotated as syntaxin-5-like. Gene Ontology annotation, molecular function: SNAP receptor activity; SNARE binding. Gene Ontology annotation, cellular component: SNARE complex; endomembrane system; Golgi membrane. Gene Ontology annotation, biological process: endoplasmic reticulum to Golgi vesicle-mediated transport; vesicle fusion; intracellular protein transport. The record is from RefSeq and is a predicted model, not a curated record. Lineage: Eukaryota; Metazoa; Arthropoda; Insecta; Diptera; Tephritidae.